Messenger RNA from Cavenderia fasciculata, 831 nucleotides. RefSeq lists its product as uncharacterized. NCBI's taxonomy places the organism in Eukaryota, Evosea, Eumycetozoa, Acytosteliales, Cavenderiaceae. The coding region runs from base 1 to 831 and encodes 276 amino acids. The record is from RefSeq and is a predicted model, not a curated record. The transcript is spliced from 2 exons. Gene Ontology annotation, molecular function: protein binding.
AUGGAGAAUAAUAAUAAUAUAGAUAAUCAAAAGUUUAAAGGGAAAUGGAAAAAGUUGAAAUACAAAUUUAAAAAAUUAAAUAAUAAUAACACAACAAAUAAUAAUAGUGAUAAUAAUGUUGAAAAAUAUCGAUGGAGUCAAUCAUCUAUCAAAAAUAAUUUAGUUGGUCAAAUCUUAACUACCACUACCACCGCCAAUGACUCUGAAACAAUCAAAGAAGGAAUCAAUUUAAAUGAAUUACCAAUUGAAUUGAUUAAAAAGAUUAUUGAAAAUUGUUUGUCUUUGCGAGCAAGUGCAAGUGGAAAUACGACAACACUACUGGAAAUUGUUGAUCAUCCAAUGUCAGACCCAAUGUUUAUGGCAUUGGUAACGACAUGUAGAUUAUGGAGAGUUUUGGCGACAUCGGUCAUCGAGUCAUUCAAAUUGGAUAGACCGUCACGGCUACCUAGCCCACUCAAACUACAACAACUCAAGCGGUUCAGAGGACUAAAGACAAUCAAUAUAUUGGGUGGCGAUGCAUUGGGUUGUUUUCACAUCAAUGUAUUGUGCGAUGUGAUUGUCAAUACAAACUUUCAUCUCGAACGUAUCAACCUCUUUUCCAACAAGAUUGGCGAUAGUGGGUUGGUGCGAUUGGCAAAGGCACUCGAUUUAAAUAAUAAUGUUUCAGCAACAAUACAACCACCAUUAUUACAACAACAUGCAUCAACCUCCAAUUUAUUUGCUCCAAUGGCAGCGACAAGAGGACUAACCUUGACAAAUACUUUUAUUUUAACAAAUUUGACUAUUCAUACUGAUGGUCGUCUUAUUUAUUUAAAUAGAAAUAAACUUUAA